Molecule: messenger RNA, 418 nt
Organism: Geodia barretti
Lineage: Eukaryota; Metazoa; Porifera; Demospongiae; Tetractinellida; Geodiidae
Source: the annotation of a GenBank genome assembly
CGACGCCUGGUGCAGAUCAUCAACAGCAAGAUAUUCGCGGGCCUUGCCCAGGAAUUCGCGCGCUUGCUGGCGGUAGUCUUCCACUGCGAGCGGGUCAUAUUCUUCGGAAAGAUUGAUCUGCGUCAUGGGUAAUUGGUCCUCGGGUCACUAGCCUUCCAUUUCCAUACCCGAUUCUAGCCCAAUUGUCGGACGGUUCGCCAACCUUAUGCUCUGCGAGGUUCAGAUGCCUCGGGACAGACGCUCCAUUUCGAGGGCGAACCAGAGGGCCAUGCCCCGCUGCGGAUGUGGGAUUUGGUUUAUUACGUUCGAGAAAUUGCGGACGUCUGCUGCACCCCUGUGCUGGCGCAGGCGUCAACCACGUUGCCCACGUCGUCGAUGCGUUCCGAGACUCCCUGCCAGGCAAGGUCUAGAGUGGUUC